UGCUUAAUAAGAAUAUAUCUAACUCCAAUAACAUCAAUAAUGAUGAGUCGAUACAUAAUCUUGAGUAUGAUAGGCUAACAUAUAGUCCUGAGCUUGAUGAGCCGACAUAUAGUCCUGAGCCUAAUGGGCUGACACAUAAGGGGCUGACACAUGAUUUUGAGUUGGGUGAGCCGAUAUGUGAUUUUGAGCUUGAUAGGCCAACAUAUAAUUUUAUAGUUGAAAAUAAAGAUGUCAGGGGUUGUCCUGAGGAAAAAUUGUGGUUUAAAUUAAGAAAGGGCUGUAUUAAAAAAACUCCUGAUAGAGCUAUACAAAAACGAACAAUAUUGUGCGAACAUAGUGGCGAAUAUAAAUCUAAAAAUAUGAAAUCAAUUAGAGAAACAAGCACAAAGUGUAUCGGGUGUCAGUGGUAUGCAAAUUUGUCACAAUCUAUAAAGAACAAUCCUAAUGGAAAUGUUUAUCUUACUACAUUAAAAGAUGAAUAUAAUCAUAAUUUGUCCUCUUAUCGAACAAAGUUCUUUAAUGAUAAUGAACUUACUCAAGAAAU
Molecule: messenger RNA, 544 nt
Organism: Racocetra persica
Lineage: Eukaryota; Fungi; Glomeromycota; Glomeromycetes; Diversisporales; Gigasporaceae
Source: the annotation of a GenBank genome assembly